Molecule: messenger RNA, 2653 nt
Organism: Paramecium sonneborni
Lineage: Eukaryota; Ciliophora; Oligohymenophorea; Peniculida; Parameciidae
Source: the annotation of a GenBank genome assembly
AUGGGGAAUAUUUGUAAGCCUUAGGUUUAGUUACUAGAAGAAAAUGAAUUAGAUUUAAAUAAAAAAGCUGAAAUAGAAGAAUAAAGAAAAAAAGCAAUUCAUAAAUAAGAAAAUAUGCAUGACUAAAAAUAAGAAUCUAUAACAGAUGAUUAAAAACAUUAAUAAGAUAACGAGGAUGGAUAAAAGAUGAGAAAUGAAAAUAAUUAAGAAGUAUAUUAUAAAAAUAGUUCCUUAGUUAAAAAGAAGAGAAAACAAAAAGAUGGCAUAAAUUGCAGCAGUUAUUGACUAGGUAGUAAUAUAUGAAAAUAUCUAAAAACAAAAUAAAGAAAAAACUCCUAUAGAUUAUUAACUAUUAUUAAAUGCAUUUUCUAAUAGUUUUAUAUUUGCUCAGUUGUAAAACGAAGACAAGUAUCAAGAAUUUAAUAUUAUUUUGAGUAAAGGUUAUUGAAAAGAUGUUCUAUUGCACAGUGAAUGAUUAGGAGAUGGUAUUUAAAUAAGGAGAUAAGGGAAGUUCAUAUUUUUUGAUUGAAAGAGGUUAAUGUUAAAUAAUAAUAAAUAAUGAUGUAAAGAAAACCUUAAAACAUGGAGAAGCAUUUGGUGAAUUAGCAUUAUUAUACAAUGCUCCAAGAUCUGCUUCAGUGAAAGCCAUAGGGGGUAAUAAAAUUAUUAAUUUAAAGAUUGUGCAUUUUGGGCAAUUGAUAGAAACACAGUUAGAAAAGUAAUAGAGGAAAUCUCAUUGAAAGAUUAUGAAUAAAAUAAGGAAUUUAUUUAGAAGGUUCAAUUUUUUGGUAAUAAAUGAAUUUAUAAUUAGAGUCUCUUACUGAUGAUUAAAGAACAGCAAUUACAUCAGUUUUGAUAACACUAAAUUUUAAAUCUGGUGAGAUUAUAGUAAAUGAAGGGGAUUAAGCAGAUUCAUUUUUUAUAAUAAAAAAAGGAGAGAUAGAAAUUUGUAAGGGAGGAAAAUAAUUGAGAAUUAUGUAAUAAGGAGAUUCUUUAGGUGAAUAAGCAUUAUAAAGUAAUUCAGUAAGAGGAGCAACAGCAAAAGCACAUAAGGAUGUAAUUUUAUUGGCAUUGUCAAGAGAUGAUUUGACAAGAAUUUUAGGUGAUAAAAUAUAGACUAUAAUGUUUUUGAAUUUAUAAAGAUGGGCAUUUGAAAGACAUCCAAUUUUAAAAUAACUUACAAAACUUUAAGUGGAAAGAAUAGUAAGUAAUAUGGAACAAAAAUAAUUUAAAUAAGGAGAAGUAAUCUUAGAAAAGGGUUAAAAAUGUACUCAUUUAAUUAUUGUUUUGAUGGCAAAUGUAUAAUAUGGAUAACAAUCUAUAGAGAAAGGAUAAAUGUUUGGUGAUAAAUUUUUGGAAUAAUCAAAUUAAAUUUUAACUGAUUCUUUGAUUAUGAAAUCAGAUGGAUUAAUAAGUUAAUUAUAAAUUAAAGUUUUUUUUGAUAUUAUAGGUGGUACUUUAGAAUAAAUCUUCAUAAAAAAUGAGAAAGCACAUGAUAGAUUUAUUAAAAAGGAAGAAGGUUAAAAAAAAGAUUAAUAUGAUCAUUUUAAAUUAGAAGAAUUAAUUUCAAUAAAAAAAUUAGGUUAAGGUUAAUUUGGUAAUGUGUAUUUAGUACAUAAUAAAACAGAUAAAAAAAAUUAUGCGUUAAAAUGUAUAUCGAAAGCUCAAAUAAUUGAUUAAAAUUUAGAAAAGCAUUUGGGUUAGGAAAAACAAACAUUAUAAACAGCUAAUUUUCCACUCAUUAUGCAUUUUGUUAAAAGUUUCUAGGAUAAAAAUUACAUUUACUUUCUAGAAGAAUACAUUAAAGGAAUGGAAUUAUUUGAUGUAAUUAGAGAAAUUGGGCUUUUAAAUACAUAUGACUCACAAUUUUAUGUUGGAUCAUUGAUUUUGUGUAUGGAAUAUUUGCACCUCAAUAAUAUUAUCUAUAGAGAUAUUAAACCAGAAAACAUUAUGGUUGAUGAUAAGGUAAUUAAUUAAUUUAUUAUUUUAAAGGGGUUUAUGAAAUUAAUUGAUUUAGGAACUGCUAAAAAUUUAAAAAAUAAAAAUGGUCGAACACAUACUGUUAUUGGAACUCCUCAUUAUAUGGCUCCAGAAAUACUAUCAGGAAAAGGUUACACAUAUACAGUUGAUUUAUGGUCUAUAGGAAUUUGUUUAUAUGAAUUUAUGUGUGGAAAUGUACCUUAUGCAGAAGAUGCUGAUGAUCCGUAAAUCUUCAUUUUAUCUAUUUAGAUAUGAUAUUUAUGAAGAAAUCUAAAAAAAACCUUUGACUUUUCCAUCGGUUCUUAAAGAUAGAAAAGCUAAAAAAUUAAUUGAAUAAUUACUAAGCAAAACUCCUGAGUUGAGAUUAGGAUCAUCAUAUGCAAGCUUAAAAAAUAAUUAAUUUUUUGAACAUUUUGAUUAUGAUUCAUUGAUGAAUAGAGACUUAAAACCUCCAUAUGUCCCACCCAAGAGUAAACUAUAAAGUGAAAAAGAAAUUUAAAAAGCAAUUCAGGCAGGAAAAUUAAUCACUGAAGAAAUUAAAGUAUUUUUCUUUUUCUAUUUGAUAGAAUGACCCUACAACAACUAAUAACAUAUAUAAACCAGAAAAAGCUAGAGAUCCUAAUUGGGAUUAAUAUUAUUGAACAAAAAAUUAUUUCUUAUGCUAUUAUCACAC